GCGAGCGAGCGAGCGAGAUCCAGCUACGCCUUUCUCUCAGCUCCUGAAGCCUAGGGGAGUUAUUUCAGGGUUUGGAAGAAGAGGGGUAAAAACAGGAAAGGACAAGUGGGAAGGCUAAUCAACCCCCUCCCCAUCCCUCCCUGCUCCUCCGAGCAGAGCAGGGUCACUCGCAUUUGUAGACGCUGAAGGAAAGAGGAUAUAGGAAGAGGAAGCUCUUGCUCCCCAGUUUCCCACCAGCAUCCCGGUCCAGACUCACAGGAGCUGUUCUUCAGCACCGCGGAGAAAUCGGUGCAGGGGAGCUGUCCAGAUCAGCACCACCACGUUAAUGUAGUAGGUGGGAAAGGAACUAACAAGGGAAGAGAGGCAGAGGCAGCAAAUCCUGCAGCAAGGCACCGGUUCCCUUAUUUUCAGAAGCUUUGCCAAGAGGAGGAGGGAAAUCCGUCUCGAUUCUCUGGGAGAAACCCCCCCUCCCUUGCCCACUUUACCAACAACAACAACUGCUGCUGCUGCUGUGGGGAAAGCCAUGGAAGGCAAGACCUCAGCACCUGUACCGCUGAAAUCAAGGGCUCACAGUAUACUGGGAAGUCUGGUUUGGUGGUAGGAAAAAAGAAAGGACGAAAAGGAAGGAAGAAUUUGAACCUCCCAAAAAGCCAACCGCACAAAUCCCAGGAAGAUAACUGAGAAGAAAAAGGAUUUUCAUGGCGCAGGCUGCAGAGCUAAGCAAGAAGCCUGAAGGUUGCAUCUCUGCUCUUACAAUCUCUAACUGUCUAGGUCCAGAUAAUGAGAGAUUGUGUUGAGGAUGCUGCUGCUGCUGCUCCCCUGUUCACUGUGGAAGCCAUCUCCAAAUUAGCCAUUACAUAUGGAAACUGGAGACCAGAAUUUUAGAAAAAGGGAUUAAGGCAUCUCAUUUUGGGGGGGUUCUCGCUUUAGUCUUUUUUGUUCUUUUCUUUUUUUUUUCUUUGACUUUCUUUUUUAUAUUACAACCGGAACGUUUCUGAUUUAAAAGGCAAGCCUCUUCCCGUGUGGUCUUUAUAAUUUACACUGUUUUCCGUGGGCUUUCUUACCUCCCUUUUUGAUAUCUCUCUCUAUAUAUAUAUACCCAUUAUAUUAGUAGUGGAAUUAUUAUUUUAUUAACACACACACCCCAAGAAUCAGAAGGCGGUUGGGUAUUUGUAUAAUGAAGAAUUAUGGGGCUCUUUGACAGAGGUGUUCAGAUGCUUUUAACCACCGUUGGUGCUUUCGCUGCCUUCAGCCUGAUGACCAUAGCUGUGGGGACCGACUACUGGCUUUACUCCAGAGGGGUUUGCAAGACUAAAAGUGUCAGUGAGAACGAAACCAGCAAAAAGAACGAGGAAGUCAUGACCCAUUCUGGAUUAUGGAGAACCUGCUGCCUGGAAGGGAAUUUUAAAGGUCUGUGUAAGCAAAUCGAUCACUUCCCUGAGGAUACAGAUUAUGAAGCUGACACAGCAGAAUAUUUCCUCCGGGCUGUAAGGGCCUCUAGUAUUUUCCCGAUCCUGAGUGUGAUUCUGCUUUUCAUGGGUGGACUCUGCAUUGCAGCCAGCGAGUUCUACAAAACCCGACACAACAUCAUCCUUAGUGCCGGCAUCUUCUUCGUGUCUGCAGGUCUGAGUAAUAUAAUUGGCAUCAUUGUGUACAUAUCAGCCAAUGCUGGAGACCCCUCCAAGAGCGACUCCAAGAAGAACAGUUACUCCUAUGGUUGGUCCUUCUACUUUGGGGCCCUGUCCUUCAUUAUAGCAGAGAUGGUGGGAGUGCUGGCCGUCCACAUGUUUAUUGACCGGCACAAACAGCUGCGUGCCAAUGCUCGUGCCACGGACUACCUCCAGUCCUCCGCCAUCACCCGCAUCCCCAGCUACCGCUACCGCUAUCAGAGACGCAGUCGCUCCAGCUCCCGUUCCACUGAGCCUUCACACUCCAGGGAUGCCUCGCCCGUCGGGAUCAAAGGGUUCAAUACCCUCCCAUCAACGGAGAUCUCGAUGUAUACCCUGACCAGGGACCCCCUGAAGGCUGCUACCACCCCCACCGCCACCUACAAUUCCGACAGGGAUAACAGUUUCCUCCAGGUUCACAACUGUAUCCAGAAAGAGAACAAGGACUCUAUCCACACUAACACAGCCAACCGCCGGACCACCCCGGUAUGAAGCCGCCGCCAGGAGCUGAAAAUGGGGAAGGAGCAGGUGGGAAGUGGGGAGGAAACAGAAGAGGAGGAACAGGGGCACCAGGGCGGGCAGGGGAGGGAGAAGAGAAAGCAUCCAUGGGGGAAACCUUCCAAAAGCAAAAAACAAAAACAAAACAACAACAACAACAACAAGAAAAGAAACAAAAGAAAAGAAACGACAAUGACAAAAAAGUAUAAAAAAAAAGAAAAAGGAAAAAAAAGAAAAAACUUUAAAAACCAAGAGAGAUUUAAAAAAAAUAGAAAAUAAAUUCAAAAGAAAAUGCAUGAUUUCCCAUGUACCAUUAUUUUAACAUUUAAUAAAAACAAAUUGAAAAAAGGGAACCAAGAAACAACAAAAAAAACAACAAAAAAUUAAGUGGGAGGAGGAGGAGGAGGCAGCUCUCUGGAUUUUUUCAGGUUUCAUUCUUUCGGUUUUUUGGUUUGUUUUCUGUUCAGUUUUAACCCGACGUGGACUCAC
This is a messenger RNA of Gopherus flavomarginatus (Mexican gopher tortoise), 2654 nucleotides long. It is a transcript of the gene CACNG2, whose product is annotated as calcium voltage-gated channel auxiliary subunit gamma 2. Gene Ontology annotation, molecular function: channel regulator activity; voltage-gated calcium channel activity. The coding region runs from base 1188 to 2159 and encodes 323 amino acids. Gene Ontology annotation, biological process: neurotransmitter receptor transport, postsynaptic endosome to lysosome; regulation of AMPA receptor activity; neurotransmitter receptor internalization. Gene Ontology annotation, cellular component: voltage-gated calcium channel complex; postsynaptic density membrane; AMPA glutamate receptor complex. The transcript has 4 exons. Lineage: Eukaryota; Metazoa; Chordata; Testudines; Testudinidae. The record is from RefSeq and is a predicted model, not a curated record.